CAAUGCCAGAAUAAAACACUGAGAGACUGUGUCAAGAACUGAACUGAUCUUCAAGAAUAAAAUGAUGUGGACUUUGAUUGUUCUUAUUUGUUCCAUUCCAGCUGUGUGGUCAAAGGAGAAAGUAACAGGAAUUGUGGGAAGAUCAAUCACAAUAGAUUGUAACUACAACACAAGGCUCAAGGACAACAUGAAAUACUGGUGUCAAGGCAGGACCAUGCACUGCUCAUAUUUGGUGAGAACGACUGAUCCUGGUGGACAGCAAGGAAGAAUGUCAAUCAAAGAUAACAAGACACAAGGAGUAUUUGUUGUUACCAUGGAGGGUCUUCGCAUGGAAGAUGCAGGAUGGUACAGCUGUGGUAUUGGUAGAUGGCUUAGAGAUGAAUUAACUGCUGUGAAGCUCGAAGUAUUUUACGAUCCCGUUUCUCUUCCUGUCAUUCGGUUUUUAUCACCAUCAAAUAUCUCAUGUUUUGAACACUCAGUUUGUAUCUCCUGUGAGUCUGCCCAGGGAUCCCUUCCCAUUCGAUACACAUGGUAUGAAAAGACCACUUCUGAAGAUUCAAUGAUUUCUGAGAACAAUAAAGUGGAUCUACAUUGUCAAUUAUUCAAACUGCAACAUCAUCAAUAUUACUGCACAGCAUCUAAUACUCAGGGAGAAAAAUACAGUGAAAUGGUUAAUGUGUCAGUCAUCCAUAGAUCAGAGAGCAACUGCAGUUAUUUGGCACAAAUUGGGAGCCAUGGUUCAACUGUAGUGCCAGCAAAAAAUAAAGUAACAGGCGUUUUGGGAAGAGCUAUCACAAUCGAUUGUCACUAUGACAAAUGGUCACAAUUAUAUGUGAAAUUUUGGAGUCGCCAGUGCUCUGUUUUAGUAAAAUCAAAUGACCAUCAUGGACAGCGAGGAAGGAUAUCUAUCAUCGAUAACAAGACACAAAAUAUGUUUUCUGUUACAAUGGAGGAUCUUCACUCAGAAGAUGCAGGAUGGUACAGCUGUGGUAUUGAACAAUCUGGCCACAUUUCAGUGUCUACUGAAAUUGAGCUACAAGUAUCUCACGGAGCUGAUUACUGUUGUGGAAUUUCAACAGUACCGGUGACAACUUCAAGUUCAAAAGAUGAGUCUCAACUUGGUAUAAGUCCAGUUUACAUUGUGGUCGCUGUACUGGGGACCAUGCUCAUUGUUUUUGCUGUUUUGCUGCUUUUGUACCUGAAGCAAGUCAACAAGGGUAAAGAUGGUGAAGGUAAUAGAACAGAUAAUGCUUUUGAGAAUCAGCAAAUGGUAGGAGCUGAAGAGAACAUUGUAUAUGCAACUAUAAUGCACAGUGAAACUAGGUCAAGAGGAAUACAUAGUGAAGGAACUGCCCAUUUUAAGAAUAAUGCAAAUGGAGUCAUGUAUGCAGAACCGCAGUUUCAAAAGAAGUCGUCAGCACGGAGUGGUGAGACAAGUUACUCUGUUACCAGGGGCAAUGCCAAGGUUCAAAGCCAGCUCCCAGAGAACAAGGUCGUAACUCCAAAAGGAGAGAAUUUGCCAGAAUCUGAAAUGCCAAUUUAUGCAGAAGAUGAAUUUUUACAAAAGAAAUCUGGAUUUCAAAAACUGUUGGAAUUUCUACCAUGGGAGAAACUGAUCUUUGUGAAUAAAACGAUGUGGACUGUGAUUCUCCUCAUUUGUUCCAUUCCUGUUUCAGAUGCUUUAUGGGCAAAGAGAUCCAUGACAGGAAUUUUGGGAAGAGAGAUCACAAUACAUUGCCGCUACGAAGCACAGCGGUACCAGUCACACAUUAAAUAUUGGUGUCACGGAUGGUCUCGUCAGUGUAAUGUUAUAGCAGCAACAAACUGGGCAAAUGGGAGAAUAUCAAUCACUGAUAACAAAGCACAUGGAAUAUUUCUUGUUACAAUGAAGAACCUUCAAUGGGGAGAUGCAGGAUGGUACAGCUGUGGGAUUGAGGCUCCAGGACUUGACCCAAUGUUUUAUGUACAGCUGCACAUCUCAGAAGAAGAUGUCUCUGCUCCUGAACUUCGAUUUUUGUCACAACCAAAUUCCUCAUGUUUUGGGGGCUCAGUGACAAUCUCCUGUGAGUCUGCCCGUGGAUCCCUCCCCAUUCACUACACGUGGUCUGAGAAGACUCCAUCUCAAGAUUCAAAGAUCUCUGACACCAAUAAACUGGAUCUAUGUUGUCAAUCCUUCACACAGCAACAUCAGUAUUACUGCACAGCCUCAAAUACUCAGGGAACAAAAUCCAGUGAAAUUGUUCAUGUGUCAGUCAACAAUUUAGCAGAGAAGAGCAGCAGGUAUAUAAUACUCAUCGACAGCAUCAAACAAAGAUAUAUUUGUAACAUUUCUCCAACAAUAUCACUGACUACUACACAUUCCCAAAAUACAAAUACAAGUUCUUCUCUCAGUCAAAAGCAAACCUCAGAAGAUAAACACUCUGAAAGUCUGAUUUACAUUGUACUCGGUGUGCUGGGGGCCAUUCUGGUUGUUUUUGCUGUGUCUCUAAUUUUGUACCUGAGGCAAAUGGACAAGGGUAUAUUCUGCAUCAUGCAUCAACAAAGAGAUAAGACUUUUAAUGAUGACCUGGAAUUGGCAUCAGUGGAAAAGAACAUGGUAUACGCAAACAUAAACCACAUUCAAACGAACACAGCAAACAGACAGAGAGAGAGAAGGGACAAUCUGAAAAAUGAUGAAAUCAUGUAUUCAGCAUUGGAAUUUCAAAAGAAAUCUUCAUCAGUGAGAGGUGGGCUGGCAAGGCACACAGUUGACAACUCAAACAGUGUCAUCUACAGUGACCUCAAUUUACCAAACCAGCCACUAAAGGGGAAUAAGAAAGCCCCACGACUCAUUCCUGCUCAGGGAUCUGAAACGGUAGUUUAUGCUGAUAUUGGAAUUUAGGAAAAAACAUGAUGAGAUGUUUGUACUGCUCAUUGUUUCUUCUUACUUUGCAAUGCAGUUAUUUUAAAUUUCAUCUAUUGUCAGCUUCCCGCAAAUUUAGUUUGUCCAGCUCCUGCAGAUUUGCUCCGUACAAUUCCAUACUCCUUCCAAUUUGUUUUCCUCAGCAAAUGGAAUCAAUUUACCUUCAGUUCCUGAGUCCAGGCCAUUUGCAUAAAUUAGGAAGAGUAGAAUACCAAGGUGUUUGGCAACACAAUCAGUCCCCAUUUCCCCUUUUCCCCUAACUCCACCUUCUGAUCACAGAUUCCAGGUUCAAACCCCGCUCCUAGAGCUCAGUUCAAAAAUCAAGCUUCACACCCAACAUGGUUCGGUUGGAUACUAAUAAUCGUGUGUAAAAAAACCAAACUUGAAAAGGGAACAUCAAUUUUUACAGCACAAGAAGGGGGUGCCAAUUUGUUUGGAUCGUGGCUGACAUGGAGAUGCAGCAGGGACUGUUAACCAUCAAUUUAGCUGAUUAAACUCAGACCAGGCAAGCAUGCUCUGACUAAUUAAGUGAAUUAAUUAAUGAAUAGCAGUUUGCACGAUCCUCUCUCUGAGAUGUCAGGAUAUAUUCAUUUAAUGCAGAAGGGGCCCAGUGUGGGAAUGUGUGUGGCUUCUAGCAUGCACAAAUGAAUUACCCUGCAAGCCCAAUGGAUCAUCUGACAUUGGUUUCUGAGCACAAACAGAACUCUUCAGUAAACAUUGUUCAAUAGCAGAAUCAUGUCUAAUGUUGGAUGUGGCAGUCUGGGAUUACAGUAUGGGCCAGUUAACGUGAUUGUCUCACUCCUGACCUGCAGUGUUGUCUGAUAUCAUCAGCCAAAUGUUCGGAUGUACAGUCCAUACAUUUGGCAUCACACCGACAUUAAAGAUAAUAUUCCACAGUAUUACAGGAUUAUGAGAAUUGGGAAAUUGAACUGUUUGGACAUUAUUGGAGUGAAGAGGGAUCUUAGAAGUGAUUUCUUGAAAAAUAUGAAAAGUCAAGGCAAACCUUUUUUUUACUGUAUACUGGAAAAGUUAAUAAUUUUGCGAAAUAGACAACUUAAAGGGAGGUAAAAUAUUGUACUUAUGGCCUAAAUGAUUUAACAAACUUAAAGAGAAAUCCUCAGGCCUAUGCUAUCAGAGAUAAUGGGAACUGCAGAUGCUGGAGAAUCCAAGACAACAAAA
Messenger RNA from Stegostoma tigrinum, 4081 nucleotides. RefSeq lists its product as uncharacterized. Lineage: Eukaryota; Metazoa; Chordata; Chondrichthyes; Orectolobiformes; Stegostomatidae. The record is from RefSeq and is a predicted model, not a curated record. The transcript has 16 exons. Bases 62 to 2881 code for a protein of 939 amino acids.